This is a messenger RNA of Phaethon lepturus (White-tailed tropicbird), 1659 nucleotides long. It is a transcript of the gene CLPTM1, whose product is annotated as cleft lip and palate associated transmembrane protein 1. The record is from RefSeq and is a predicted model, not a curated record. The transcript is spliced from 13 exons. Gene Ontology annotation, cellular component: membrane; endomembrane system. Lineage: Eukaryota; Metazoa; Chordata; Aves; Phaethontiformes; Phaethontidae. The annotation marks the transcript as partial.
UGGCAGGUCAUCAAAGGCGUCCUCUUCAGGAUCUUCAUCAUCUGGGCCAUCAGCAGCUGGUUCCGCCGCGGGCCGGCGCCGCAGGAACAGAACAGUGCGAGUGGGACGCCACGAGCCCCGAGUCGAAACCUCUUCCCCAAGGACACUUUGAUGGAUCUCUACGUUUAUAUCUCGGAGCACGAGCACUUUACAGACUUCAACGUCACCUCGGCGCUCUUCUGGCAGAAGCGGGAUCUUGUCUACGGGGACUGGACAAGUGGGGAGAAUGCUGAUGGGUGCUACGAACACUAUGGGGAAGUCGACAUUUCGCAGAGUGUCCAGCAGAAUGGCUCCAUCUACAUCCACGUGUACUUCACGAAGAGUGGCUUCCAUCCUGACCCCAGGCAGAAAAAUCUGUACAGGCGCCUCGCCACAGUCCACACGUCACGAAUGAUCAACAAAUAUAAGCGCCGGCGGUUCCAGAAAACCAAGAACCUCCUGACGGGUGAGACAGAGGCAGACCCUGAAAUGAUCAAGAGGGCGGAAGACUACGGUCCCGUGGAGGUCAUCUCGCACUGGCACCCCAACUUGACCAUCAACAUGGUAGAUGACCACACACCCUGGGUGAAGGGCAGUGUGCCACCCCCGCUGGACCAGUAUGUGAAGUUUGAUGCCAUCAGUGGUGACUACUACCCUAUCCUCUACUUCAACGACUACUGGAACCUGCAGAAGGACUAUUUCCCCAUCAACGAGACCCUGCAGCGCCUGCCCUUCCGCCUCUCCUUCUGCCCGCUCUCCCUGUGGCGCUGGCAACUCUACGCUGCCCAGAGCACCAAAUCCCCCUGGAAUUUCCUGGGAGAGGACCUCUAUGAGCAGUCAGAUGAGGAGCAGGACUCUGUGAAAGUUGCUCUUCUGGAGACGAACCCCUACCUGCUGGCGUUGACCAUCAUCGUCUCCAUUGUGCACAGCAUCUUUGAGUUCUUGGCCUUCAAAAAUGACAUCCAGUUUUGGAACAGCCGGCAAUCUCUGGAAGGACUCUCUGUCCGCUCCGUCUUCUUUGGCGUCUUCCAGUCCCUCGUCGUCCUCCUCUACAUCUUGGACAAUGAAACCAACUUUGUGGUGCAAGUCAGCGUCUUCAUUGGGCUCCUCAUUGAUCUCUGGAAGAUCACAAAGGUCAUGGACGUCCGGCUGGACCGUGAGAACAAGGUGGCAGGAGUGUUUCCCCGCGUAACCUUCAAAGACAAAUCGACCUACAUUGAGUCUUCCACGAAGGUGUACGACGAUAUGGCUUUCCGGUACCUCUCGUGGAUUCUCUUCCCCUUGCUGGGCUGUUAUGCCGUGUACAGCCUGCUCUACCUGGAGCACAAGGGCUGGUACUCAUGGGUGCUGAGCAUGCUCUACGGCUUCCUCCUGACCUUCGGCUUCAUCACCAUGACUCCCCAACUCUUCAUCAACUACAAGCUGAAGUCUGUCGCCCACCUGCCUUGGCGGAUGCUGACCUACAAAGCCCUCAAUACCUUCAUCGAUGACCUCUUUGCCUUUGUCAUCAAGAUGCCCAUGAUGUACAGGAUAGGCUGCCUGCGGGAUGACGUCGUCUUCUUCAUUUACCUCUACCAACGCUGGAUCUACCGCGUGGACCUCACACGUGUCAACGAAUUUGGCGUCAGUGGGGAGGACCAG